GAAAUAAUUAAAAGGGUAUUUGUGAAAGCUAAAUGAGGUAAUGAAGAGGUGCUAUUGAUUACUAUUUAAACUAUGAGUCUUAUAUUCUCUCUAAUUUUGUAGCCUGUGCCACACUACUCUCAUUUGAUCUCAUCUGCCAUUCAUAUUUAACCAUCUAUCUGCAUCUAUCUUUCUUAUUAAAUGACACAUGCAGAGGAGAAAUUAAUAAUAAUAAUUAUACAUAUUUAAUAAUUAUUUGAUGUGAUGAAACUCAUCUCAUCUCAUCUCAUCAUCUUAAUAAUAUGCUCUUUUUUGAAAGCUUAAUUUCACUUUCAUAUUUAAUAGUACUAUGUGCUAAAUAUUACUUUGUUUCAACGGUUUGUGUAUCUGAUAAAUAUUACAUGAUUGGAAUGCAAGCCUGGAACCACGGAAUCUGCGUUGUUUUCUCCUUCUUCACUUGCCUUAAUCUUCCCCUUUCUUUUUUUUAUUUUCUAUUUUUUUUUCAAUUAUAUAUUUGGAUUGAGUCCUGACUCAAUGAAGGUCUCCUAAAUACAUAUGAUUAUCAUUAUUAGAGUUUAAUUUUGAUAAUCAUCUUACAUUGAUAUUUAAUUGUAUAUGUAAUUGAUAUUUAAUUUUGAUAAUCAUCUUCUACAAAACUGACAGAAUUUAUAACAGAAAGGAAUUGAAGAAGAGAUUGAGCAACAGAUUCCAUUUACACUAUCACAAGUAUUGGUAGAGCUUAAGACUUCCAGAAAAGCUAUUCAAGGAAAUUAAAUUCAUUAAUAAUGGAAAAUCAGAACCGAAAUUGGAUGUAUGAUAGAACGUAUGAUCAGAGGCGGGGUCUUAAACCCAGUUAUAUUAAAGGGGUAAAUGAAUUUGUGGAUGCGUGUACUAGAACUGAUAAAUUUCUCAGAGGAGGUUUAGUUAGGUGUCCAUGUGCCAGAUGUCAAUGUGGGACGUUUAAACAGUUGAUCGACAUUAAAAUUGAUCUAUAUACUUAUGGGUUUAAACCUAAUUAUUGGGUUUGGACAGAGCAUGGAGAAGAGAUAUCCACAGAGAAUCAGAUUAGGGUAGAAGAAGAUAUUGAAAGUAGCUCUGAAUUAGGUGGUGUUACAUGGGAAGAAAAUUUUGAUCGUUAUCAUGAGAUGGUUGUUGAUGCUUUACAACCUGAGUUUCACAUGUACAUGCAACCAACAGUGGAGGAACCAAAUCGAGAUGCUAAGAGAUUUUAUGACCUCUUAGAUUCAGUUAGUAAACCCUUGUGGGAAAAUUGUAUCCAUUCACGAUUGUCACUUGCCAAUAGGAUGCUGAGUAUAAAAUCAGAGGGAAACCAAUCCCAGGAAUCUUUUGACCAGUGGGCAACUUUGUUUAGAGAAAUGCAAACAACUCCAAAUGAAAUUCCUGCUAAUUACUAUGAAGCUAAGAAAAUUAUUUUCCAACUUGGGUUUAAGGAGGUUAAGAUAGAUUGUUGUGUCAAUGGUUGUAUGAUAUAUUACAAAGAGGACAAAGAUCUUAGACAAUGUAAAUUUUGUGGGGAGCAGAGAUUUAAGCCUAGGAAGGGAAAAAAUAAAAAGGUGCCAUAUAAAAGAAUGCAUUAUUUGCCAUUGAUUCCAAGGCUACAAAGGUUGUAUGCAUCAAUGAGUACUGCCCCUCAUAUGUUGUGGCAUCACCAAAAUCGUAGAAAUGACGACGUGAUGACACAUCCUUCCCAUGGUGAAGCAUGGAAAUAUUUUGAUACCAAGCAUCCUCAUUUUGCAAGCGAACCGCGUAAUGUUAGACUUGGACUUUAUUCUGAUGGGUUUUCUCCUAAUGUUCAUUUUAGCACACUGUACUCUUGUUGGCCUGUUAUAGUUACCCCUUAUAACCUUCCACCUCAUAUUGUCCCCUUAUGUUCUAUAUAUUUUGCCUUCUUGCAUCUACUUUGGCUUUACAUUGUUCAUUGCUCCUUAUGAAUAGCAUUCAUUGCUCAUUAUGUAUGAUAUGUUGAUAUCUUUGUUUUAUAUUCUUAUUUUUUAGCUUAAUAUUCAAUGUCCAAUAGAAUGAUAAAAAAACAAGUUAAUGAAUACGGGCAUGUAGUUAGAGAAAGAUAGAAAGGGGGAAAGGGAACUAUUUGUUUAUUGAGUUUUGUUCAUAGAAAUGAUUAGGCAUACCCAUUCACAUCUGAUUAAUAGUUCCUAAAACUAAAACUGGACUCUUAUUUCUUUGUUGAUUUACUAAGCUUUUUUUUUCACUUCUAAAUGAGAUCAAAUGUGGUGUUACCUGUGGGAGUAGGGUUUUAGCUUUUGUAUCUUACUAUUAAGAUUAUAAGACUGUAUAUUAAAUUGCUUCAAUACAUUAAAUUCUCCUUAAAUUUGAUGAAAUUACAACAGAGUCCUUUAUUUAGUUAUGGGAUUAAAUUAGAUGACUUUUGAGAGGGGAAAAAAAUAAAUCGGUAUCCACAAUGCAAAAUUGCAAAUUCAAGUAAAUAAUGAUAAUUGGAUAUAUUCAAAUAGUGCAGAGUGACAUUUGCUAUGUUAUAAUCAUAGCAGAUAAGCCUUUAACUAACUGAUUACUAUUUUGAAUUUGUGGCUCUUGCUAAUAAAACUAUUAUAGACCCUCUUGCUAAUAGAACUUUUCUUCUUCUAUCAC
Messenger RNA from Arachis ipaensis, 2607 nucleotides. RefSeq lists its product as uncharacterized. NCBI's taxonomy places the organism in Eukaryota, Viridiplantae, Streptophyta, Magnoliopsida, Fabales, Fabaceae. The record is from RefSeq and is a predicted model, not a curated record.